CCAGCCCUCUCAAUCCUCAUCGAUCCUCACUGUCCGUCCGUGCACUAAGCGGUCACGCGUCUCCCUUCGCACACAAACGGCUCAGAGAUUCAUUAACGCCGGGAUCGGGCGCACUUAGGUGCUGUUAAAUGGUCGAGUCAGGACCAAGACCGUCAAGAAGGCCUCCAGGGUCAUCAUCGAGAAAUACUACAUGCGCCUGGGCAGCGACUUCCACACCAACAAGAGGGUGUGCGAGGAGAUCGCCAUCAUCCCCAGCAAGCCUCUGCGGAACAAAAUUGCAGGGUAUGUCACACACCUGAUGAAGCGCAUUCAGCGCGGUCCAGUCAGAGGAAUCUCCAUCAAGCUGCAGGAGGAGGAGAGAGAGAGGAGAGACAACUACGUCCCAGAGAUUUCUGCUCUGGACCAGGAGCUCAUCGAAGUGGAUCCCGACACCAAGGAAAUGCUCAAGAUGCUGGACUUCGGUGGUCUUUCCAACCUUCAAGUCACUCAGCCAACGAUUGGAAUGAACUUCAAAACGCCACGAGGACUUUAAAUCAUGUGGAAUUAUCUUCUUAAUAAAGACACAUAAUUAUUAA
Molecule: messenger RNA, 575 nt
Organism: Cyclopterus lumpus (lumpfish)
Lineage: Eukaryota; Metazoa; Chordata; Actinopteri; Perciformes; Cyclopteridae
Product: 40S ribosomal protein S17-like
Exons: 5
Coding region: 191-532 (113 amino acids)
Biological process (GO): translation
Cellular component (GO): ribosome
Molecular function (GO): structural constituent of ribosome
Source: RefSeq, a predicted model, not a curated record